AUGACUCUACUCUCUCAAGAAUUUGUGAGGCUAUAUCUACGAAUGACUGGACCUGCUUCAAACGGAAGAAUGCUCAAGACUAGACUGAUGGCUCUCAAAGGAAUAAACAUAAUAGAAUUUGCUGGACUUGCUCCUGCACCUUUUUGUGGCUUUAUCUUGGCGGAUUUUGGAGCUAGAGUUGUUCGAGUUGAUCGGAUGAAUGCUGGAUUUACCCGUGAUGUUCUUUGUCGUGGGAAGCAGUCUGUGAAAAUUGAUUUGAAACAUCCUCUAAGUACAGAAAUUGUCAAGAGAAUGUGUAAAAAGUUUGAUGUACUCAUUGAACCUUUUCGACCAGGUGUGAUGGAGAAUUUAGGGUUGGGCCCCCAGAAUUUGAUGUCACUAAAUCCUUGUCUUAUUUACACUCGAUUAUCUGGUUUUGGACAAAAUGGAUCAAUGUCCCAGACUGCUGGACAUGACAUUAACUUUCUAGCAGCUUCAGGUAUUCUCUCCACUCUGGGACAUACAGGUAGUUGUCCAUUUCCACCGAUUAAUCUUUUGGCAGAUUUUGCGGGCGGAGGCUUAAUGUGUGCUCUUGGCAUUAUGAUGGCCUUGUAUGAACGAACCUCAUCUGGUCUGGGCCAAGUUAUUGAUGGAAACAUAACUGCUGGAUCUGCAUAUGUUGGUAAGCUUAUUUAUUCUAUUUGUAAUUUUACUGAGUAA
Acanthosepion pharaonis is the source of this 699-nucleotide messenger RNA. Lineage: Eukaryota; Metazoa; Mollusca; Cephalopoda; Sepiida; Sepiidae. The record is from the annotation of a GenBank genome assembly.